GUAGCAUUUGCGCACCCCACCACGCGCAGAAGUCUCCGCACGCGCGCCUGUUAAAUGACGUUCUCAAGUGCCACACUAACAACUGUGGGUGAGAAAGGCAGCUCAGAGCCACAACUCCACUAGGAUUGGACAACAAGGAGUGCAGUAGGGAUUCUUGGGGACUGGUGUCUCUACUAAAACGCACGCGCUUUUACAACUACAGCUUCAUCACCAACAAAGCCAAUGGCAGCAUCGGAAAAAACACUCGUUUACCGAGAAGACACGGAUUCGUUCAAGAAUUUGCUUUCCAACAGGGAUUUGCACCUGAUAGCUGCACAGGACGAUAUGAAUUAUGUCGAUUUGAACGACUUGCUGGAGUUGAAAUUAGACGAUACAAAAACAGUAAACGUGACAUUCACUGGCGACAGGAGUCCACUGGCAAUAAUUAAAAGUAUCAUGAAAGAUUCAAACGCGCAACUCCAAGGCGAGGAUAACCAGGUGCCCUCUAAUCCGACCACUGACAAAAUCAAUCAUGCCAAACAAGAGGAGUGUGUGGAGAAGUCCAGCUCUUUUGAAACAGCAACUUCGGAAGUACCUCAGAUCAAUAAGAACUACACGGAAUGUGUCGAAUCCCCUGCUAAGGUGACAGAGCGAGACCCCCAAGAACAAUCGGAGACACAAAGCGCAGGCAAUAGUGAGUCGGACGAUGAGGUUACUGUGGUGCUUUCAGAUCAUGGCACGCCAGAAAUGUACGAAGAUGAGUCUCAUUACAUCACAACCCACGAAAUCCAGCUUUUGGAGUUGGACCAUGAUGUGGAUUACGACUUUGAGACGGGAUCCAGCUGGGAUAUCGAAGAUGAUCACCAGGUCUACUCGUUUGUCGAUUACGCGUUUUUUGACAGUGAUGAAACGAUAGGCGCAAAAGAGGCAGGUAUGAAAAGCAACCAGGCGCUGUCUAGUACGAGCGGAGCAGUUGUCAGUAGUAAGCCUAAAAGCAAUCUCUGUGACGCGGACAAAUGUGCCAGCUCAGAUGAGAGCCUGUCAAAAAAUCAAAAUACAGCAGGGCAGAUUCACCUGUCAAUCAAAGCCACUUCCCGCGCUAUAAAUGAGCCAAGUAACAUCCAAGAUCAUGGCAAACCUUCAGGAGACUCAAGUCGCCAUGUUUUGAAAGGGAAUGGAAAGAGGGGCAAAGUCAGUGAUAACGCCAAGUGCUUCAUUGCUUUGCCGGGGCGCCUGCACUUUGGCCGCAAACUGAAAAGCAAAGAUGUGAACGAGUAUUCCAGCGGCACAUCCAGCGCAGUGAGCGAGUUGGAUGACGCCGAUAAAGAGGUGCGUAACCUCACUGCUAAAGCGUUCAAAAGUUUGGCAUACCCUUAUUUCGAUACCAUCAAUUUCAGUACCUCCAGCGAGUCCUCCGCAUCAGAGCAUGGACUGGGAAUAAACCGGUGGUCCACGUUUGUUGACCUCAAGUAUGGCAAUGUAAACAUGUCCAAGGGACGAGAUCAAAAUUUAGUAGCCCAUGAAGACACAACAUCUAAUUUCCAUUUUGCAAAAAAGAGAGACUGUAAGGGGAUAACGGGGUUGACAUUGACAAGUAUGAGAGCGCCUCCAGUCGAGAUAUUUGCUCUGAACGGCAGUUUAGUUGGCCAUAAAAACGCUUCAUCGACAACAAAGAAAAUAGAGCUCAUGGGGAAGUUUGCCCAGGGUCAAAGUGGGGUCAUAAGACUGACGGAAACAUUAAAUUUUCGAUGUAAUGUCAAAUCCGACCAGUCUGGAAACGAAAGGCGUGCGAAAUCUGUGCAUAAUGCUGAAGGAUCACGUUCCACAGAUGAAGUUACAGACACCUUGCCAAGCCCUCAGGGGUGUGAGGCUAGCAAGAGACCUUGCAAUGCAGGGGAAACCAUGGAAGACGCGCACAAGAAAGCAAUAUUCGCAUCGAGUCUCCUAAAAAAUGUCAUUUCGAAGAAAAUGCAGUUUGAGCAGGAGCGCAAAAUGGAGAGGGGCGAGAUAUGCGAGACCCACCACGCGCACUCACCGUGUUUUGCGACGCACGAACACGAGGUGCAGAAGGAAAAAAUGACAAAGAAAAAUUCCAAAGGGCUGCAAAGGCAAAACUCGAAAUUCUCCGAGGCCGACUCGGACCACACCAUCGUUUGCGUAGAUGAACUGGGGGAUAUAGUGGACAGCAAUUCAAGCGAUGCCAAAGACGACAGUCGCAAAGAAGAGACUUUGACUUGUGCAUCAGAAAUGAUUUUAGAGCCAAAUGAAGCAGCGUUCGAUACUAAAAAAGGAGCAUUCGAAGCAUCCAAAAGCACGCUGCAUCGAAGCCAAAAUAGCGCAUUCAGAUCCUGGAGGGACGGCGAGCUAGAGUUUCAAAAGGAACAUAAAAACGAUAAAACUCCUGAAGGGAAACUGCCACCGACUGACCGGUGUCCGAGGGAAACGAACGCAUACAUCGAUCCGGCGACAAGCAAGAAUACUAAAAUGUCACAUUUGUUUGUGCCAAGUAUCCAACUUCCGUCCGGUGAGAAGGAACCGAAGAAACCGCCGCCGAACAUGAGUUAUUCCAUGCGCAACGAAGGAGACAGUGGAGGUAUGAGACACUCAAACACUCUAUAUGUUACAGACAAUACGCCCAGGGCUGUCACAUCGAAGUCACCUGAAAUUAAAAUAAGUUUGCGGAGCGUAAGGGAUAACAAAAGUGGCCCGUUCAAUAUAUCAAAGCUGCUGACUCCCAAUAUAGGCUGUAAUGCCGCGAGCCUGAUGAAGACAUCUGAUGACACCAGAUGCCACGCGCUCGCUGCAACAUUUAAGGGUGAGUCGACUGACAAAGUACCACACUUCAUUGUCAGAGACAUUAGAGAUAACAAGGGUAAGCUGCAGACACCUAUUCACCAGGUUAGAGACGUGCGUAAAUUGGUUAAGAGUUCGUACCACAAUGUGUCUUUAGAUAGCAAGUGUUGCUCAGACGGAGAGCACAAGGUAUUAAAGCCGAGCCCAUAUCUGAACUCGGCCUCUCUCUCGCCCAUUGUGAUUAAAUGCCAGUCCGUGAAUACAAAUAGCAAUGUGAAGCAAUCAGGAAAUUUAAUAGACCCUGCUAAGCGAAGAUUUCCCGAGGAUACAUAUGAGUCUGACAGAUCAUCUCCUCAAAUUCAUGUAGAGGGCGCCAAAAACGAGAGUACAACGAUCCAGAAUCAAGUCAACAGACUUCCUUUAGUCAAAGCACCUCAAAGUAACUCAAACCAAGAUGUGCCACCUGGAUUAAAAAAUGAGACAAGCACAAGGAGGCAAGAUAAAACGAGUGACGUGGGCGAGAGGAUAGCUGAACCCAAGAUGGCCAAUCAGGCUGCUUUGGAGAAACUGCAAGCUGCUGUCAAAACAAUGGAGCAGUUGUAUGUUUUCGACAAGAAUGAAUGGAAGAGAAAAACAGAUCCACGGCCAGUAACAGAUAGCCACUUGCUUUCGCUUAUUGCCAGUGAGGAACAUGGCGGUGCUGUUGAGGAGCAGGAAAGCGUCAGUUCGGUUCCCACAACAAACAUGGAGAAGUUUGUGAGACGAGAUUCAAUCCCAGAAAAAAUAUCCGCUAGGCCUCCAUCAACCCAUACUGAGAUGCCAGCCAAAAAAGACGAAAAGGACACACCGAUGUCAUCAACCACUCCUAUCACCCAGGAUGAGAGAAAUGGUCCUAAAGCGCUCAUGCAGCCAACAGGAACGCCCUGUAAGAAUAUAACCCUGAGUCACAGUCAGAAACCUUUAGCCACAAGUUCCAUUAGGGCAACACAAACACAUGUUUCAUCACCAGCAUCUCUUAGUUCCAAGGGUGUGACACCAAAAUCUCAGAAAUUACCAGUGUCUUUGAAGAUAUCUAAGGCAAAACGAGUGAUGGAGGAGCAGAAGAGGCAAAAUAGCAGUGAAGCUGAGCUUGCGCCUUUACAGUUCACUGCCACAGCAGACACAGCAGCCACAGCAGAUGCAGAGAACUAUCUAACCAUACCCGUGAAGCCUCACACUACUUUGGCCAUAAAGCCAACCACUGCUGCAUUAGCGAAAACAGCAGUUUAUACAAUCCCAGCCACAGGAGGUAAAACCCAAACUUCAAGUCCAGCACCUUACCUCACUCACAAAGAGAGCCAUCAGUUCCCCAAACGAUCAUCUUUUGUUAUGGAAACACAGUCCCCAGAUACCCCUACUGCCACUAUUUACCAUACACCCCUGCCUAUUACAAUGGAAGCUGCUCAGCCUCAAGUCAUUUGCUUCUCCCCUACAGUUCAACCUUCCCCAGUCCCAAUAGAACACUUCCAGCAUACCCAAAAAAAGAUGCUUUUGGAUCCCACUACAGGAAACUUCUACCUGGUGGACUCUCCAGUCCAGCCAGCCACCAAACGUCUCUUUGAUCCAGAGACUGGGCAGUAUGUGGAUGUCCCCAUACCGCAAAAGCCUCCCAUGACCCCCGUCCCCCUGCCAAUAUCCCCCCUCGCCCUCAGCCCAGGAGCUUAUGGACAUACCUACAUGUUUUACCCAGGAUACAUGCCAACCACAAUGAUCCCCACCUGCACCAUGCAGUCCCAGCUCUCUAUGCAGUCAGAGGCAGAUGAUGGGGACAGAUCCCAUUCACACAUGGGACAGCAGGAGGAUGUAGCUUACAUGGAGAGUCCUUAUUAUAUGCCAUAUGGAAAGUCAUCGCAAACAACCACUGUUGCUCAACACGUCACCACCAGCAGGCUAGCCAUCAGCAAGCAGCCUGUCAUCAGCAUCACCUCUCAGCAAGGGCCAAGGAUAAUUGCACCCCCCUCCUUUGAUGGUACUACCAUGAGCUUUGUGGUGGAGCAUAGGUAAAACCCCACACAAAUACAGUGAGUCAUAUGCCAUCGACUUUUCACUGAUUUGCUGUCCAGUUUGUUCCAUUUUUACGACACUUAUUCACUGUCUUUUGGAAUCAUGAUCUCCUUCAUCACGAACAGUCAUCGGAAUAAUUUAAUCGGCCAAUCUUCUCCAAAUAUUAUUUGUGGCUCUAUGUUUCUUCUCAUUGUUUAUCCCACUUGUUUCAUUUUGUGUUGUAAAACUGAUUUUCUGCCUUCAUAUUGUUAUGAAAGUGGUUGGAAAUUUUUUGAGGGUAGCUAAACCCAUAUGCAUAUACUGUAGGUUUCUGUAAAAAAAAAAAACUUGUAGCACCUUCAGCAUAAUGUUAAUGUAUGUUAUGAGUCAGACUAAUGAAAUACAGAAAUUCUCUUUCUUAUUUUUCAACAUUUGUGAAACAUGAGCAGAAUUCAUUUAAAUGUAAAUCAUAUGAAAAACCAUUCUUCCUUAAAUUUUCCCAUUGAAAUGAAUGCGACAGUGUACGUCUGAAUGCAUGCUUGUGUUUCAUGAAUAAUGCCCAUAAUCUGCAAACUCACUUUUAAGACUUUGGGGGAAUUAUUUGGUUCAUUAUUUUAUUGUGCAUUGCCCCACUUUAAAUAAGCACUUCAACUGUUAAAUUGUCCCUUUGUGUUCCACACUGUAAAGAAAGUUGUAUGGGUUUGGAACAACAUUUUUGGGUAAUCUAUUCCUUUUAACUUUAACACUUAUAGUGUUGUCGAGACUUUUAACAAGUUCUGUACAAAAAAACUAACAAAAAAGAAAUUCUGCUGGUAUCCCUGUUUCUUUGACUGAAGUUCAUCUCCUGACCUUGAUUUUCAACACUCUUCCUUCAGAGGUGUUUUUUGAACUAAAUGGAUAGAUAGCAUUACAAUUUUAUAUUGUAUAUUUUUGUCAUUUUUUACAGUUGUUGUUUUCUGCUGGUAUUAAAUACACCACCACAGAACACUCAAUAUAGUGUGGAUAAUGUGGUGAAUGGGAUGUUUUAGGGGAUAGUCCUCCUCUAUUAUCUUUCAGUACCAGUAGUGGUAUGAGUGUUUGAGAGAUGUGUUUACCGAAUCAUUCUGAUUUGGUAUUGCAGUUCCAUCUUUUUUGGCUGCAGUGAUAAAGAUCAAGAUCAGGUGAAUUGAUUUCUGGAGAAGAAACAAGAGGUAUUUGGAGAGAUUUCAUGUAUUUUGAAUGCAGAACCUGGUAAAUCCUAUAGCACACUUUACAUAGGCAUCCAGCCUAACACAGGGAGGAACCCAGAGUCAAAUGGCCAAUCCAAACAUACUGCCCACAUGUGAAUUUAAAGGGAUUAAUGUAAAUUUUGCCUCAAUUUCAAAGGAUUUGUUUGCAAAUACUUAAGGGAAUUAUAUGAAAACUAGAUGAAUUAUUUGAUUAUUUUCAAUUCUUUUAUUUGGCUUUCAGAGUGAAACUAUUCAAGCUAUCGUAUAUUGUGUUUUUUUGUGGAUAUCCCUAUUAUAUCAUUACAUGUUUGCUGAUGUUUCAAAAGUGCAUCAGUUGAAAUGGGUCAAUUACAUUUCAUUUUAUUAUCCAUACACCUCAAAUAAAUCCAAGUGAAAUGCAAAUAUAUAUAUAUCCCAACCCUUAGAAAGAACUACAGUAUAUUUUUCACUGUUCUUUAUAAUUGACAUUUUUCAGAACAUAUUAAUAACAGAAGCAAUACAUUUGGGUCCUCUGUUUUGUCUUACUUUAUUGAUGAAUUAUUGAUGUUUAUUUUUUUUAAUUAUUAAUGUAAUAGUAAAUUUUUGAAUUAAUUAAUCAUUUCAGCUGUUGGAGCUGCUGGCCAGUCCGUGAAGCUGUCUUUGAGAAAGUUUGGUGUGCUGUUGUCUUCCGCUUAAUCAAAUUACCCCAUUCAGAGGAUUACAUUCUGUGACAAAACUACAUUUUCUAAAAGUUUUUUUAGAAAAACAACAUCAAAUGUGUGAAAUGCAAAAUCACAUCAGUGUAAAUAUGUGAACAUGUUUUUGUUUGGUCUGUGCUUUAUGAUGAUUUUGUAUGGUCUGUGCAAAAGCUCCUAGUGAUGUAAUUAGGAGACAUGAUGUCAUAAAAAUGACAUUGAAAAAUAGAAUGUUCCUGUAAUUUUGUUGCUAUAAGUAACACUGCUGAAAGAGCUAUGGGUCGAUCAUUAUAUUUUUAUAAGAUUGAAAUUUUGUCAAGGUUAUGUAAUAAGGGUUAGAGGUAUGUGUGAAGAUGGGUAGGUGACAAAUUGGGUGAAAAUAUGUAAUAUAGCAUCUGAGAAAGGAUAAAGACUGAGAUUCAAACCAAAGGAUUGUAAAAGAAAGUGACAUUCUGAUUGUCUUUCAGUUACAGGAAACAUGAUAUUAAAAUGCAGAAAUUGCACUAAGCUUUGUUGCCAUUUUGUUCUUUAUUAAUUUUGGUGUGUUUUUGAA
This is a messenger RNA of Xyrauchen texanus (razorback sucker), 7229 nucleotides long. It is a transcript of the gene c2h4orf54, whose product is annotated as chromosome 2 C4orf54 homolog. The record is from RefSeq and is a predicted model, not a curated record. Lineage: Eukaryota; Metazoa; Chordata; Actinopteri; Cypriniformes; Catostomidae.